GCUGAGCUGACGGGAAAAGGCCGGGAGAGGAGGGUGCCCCGGAGCAGCCGCCUCCCAAAGGGCCCAGGUCCCUUCGCAGGGUGGUCGGGAAAGACCAGAACUAUGUGACUCAGUCCUGGGACAGGUUUGCCCCGCCCCCCCCCCCACCCCAGCUCAGGGCCUGAGUGCCUUUUUCUGCCUUCCAGGGAGAUGAGCCAAGCAUCGCUGCACUUGUGUAAAAGCAUCUUAUGCUGUCUCCUUGAGAUGCUCAGCAAAGAGAUGCCAUACUGGGAUUUCCCCGCCCUGGCGUUCCUUGUGGAGGUCCUCGAGUGCCUGGACCUGAGUGAAUGCGGUGACAGCAUAAUGGACGUCGUAACAAGACACCUGAAGAGCGAGCGCAGGGAGAUGCGUCGCCUGGCACUCAGGGUCCUCCUCUUGCUCAGGGAUGAUCCCUCAAUGGCCGAAAGAAUGUGGAGCCUGACUAAAAGCCUUGUGGUGCUCCUGCGGGAUAGCGACAACGACGUGGUUAGGAUGACCGUCGUUCUCCUGACUUAUUUCUUCCUGGACAAGGAUGCCCCGAUACCGAGCCCCAUCGCCCUGCAGCUGGCUGAGGCCCUCCUGCCACUCUUUGACAACGAUGACAGCCAGGUGCAGCUGCUCUCCAUGUUUGUCUUCAGAACACUGAUGUCUUUUGUCAUAGAAAAAGAGCCCCUGAAAACACAAGUGUGCCAGAGCCUGCUCCCACUCUUCUUCCACUGCCACGAUGAGAACCAGCACGUGGCAGAGGCUUCUCGGGAAACGCUGCUUUGUGCGGUCCAGUUCCUGAAGAGGAGAGAUCUCGAAAAGCUGGUGAAGAAGGAGAAGCUGUGGAAGUUCGCCGAGUGCCUGCUGGCAGAGGACAGGAGCCAAGCGGCCGAGCACCUGCGCCUGGCCCUGCCGUACCUGGAGAACCCGCAGGAGCCCCUGCGAGAGGCGGCCGUCAGGUUCAUGGAGAUUGCCGGGCGGAGCAUGAGGGGGCAGCACAAAGAGCUCCAGCUCAUGUGCAAAGCCCUUGAACACCUGACAGAGGACAUCAGCCCUGCUGUCUCCAACCUGGCACUUCAAACAUUGUACGUUCUCCGGUCACUAGAGACGUCUCGAUACUCCAUAUUCCGGAGGCUGCAGGAUCAACUCCGCAGGGCAUGGAAGACACGGCCUCGGCUGUCGAGCCUUGGCCGGCUGUGUUUCUGGAGCUCUGCGGAGAGCUGAUCUGGGAGGCUCUGCCUGCUGGGGCCACCUGAGCCAGAGGGGAUUUUCUUUUCUUUAAGAAUUUUCUUUUCUUUUCUAUAUUCUGUAGAAUAUAAAUAUAGAAUGUGUUAUAAUA
Messenger RNA from Corvus hawaiiensis (hawaiian crow), 1342 nucleotides. RefSeq lists its product as uncharacterized. The coding region runs from base 190 to 1227 and encodes 345 amino acids. The transcript is spliced from 8 exons. The record is from RefSeq and is a predicted model, not a curated record. NCBI's taxonomy places the organism in Eukaryota, Metazoa, Chordata, Aves, Passeriformes, Corvidae. Gene Ontology annotation, cellular component: cytoplasm.